AUGUGUAUAAAUUACAUUAAGCUUUUUGAAUUAUUUUCUUCGUUUUGUUUUUGUCGCUUCAUAUUUACUAAUGUCAACUUGAAAUAUUUGGGGUAUUUAUUGUAUGAAUACUGGCAACUAUAUAACAAAUUUGGUUGGCACUCGGCAAGUUUAGUACCAAGUUCUAGUACUUCGUUAGUACUGUUCGUGUUCGGUGUUUUAGUGCACUGCAGCAUAUUCACGCAUUGCAAGCAAGACUUACGGCAACCAACCGACCUAUUAUUAACUAUGCCUGUCGAUAAGAAGUUGCUGCCUGUAAAGGCCCAUUUUCUAUUCUUUAAUGCCGGAACUGCUCCCCUCGUGCCUUAUCUUUCUACGUAUGCUCGUCAAUUAGGCUUCUCACCAGCAACGGUGGGGUUAAUUUACACUAUAUUACCAAUAUUCGGACUCUUCGCUAAGCCGCUUUUUGGCUUCUUAGCCGAUAAGUUCAGAGCCCAGAAAAAUAUCUUCUUGAUGUUCAUAGUCGUAACGAUUUUAAGCUUCUCCACCAUCUACUUCGUGCCUCAGGAAAUGGACAAGAUCCCCGUAGAGAUGUACUGCAAUAACAACUUAUCGACCCUCCAAACCUGCUAUCCACCCAACAAGCCAGUGGAUCAAUGCAAAAUAGACCAUAUCGCCGACAUGAAUUCCACUAUGUGCAAGAUGACCUGCAACAUGACGUCGUUUGAUUUGAGAAAACCUGUGUGCGAACAACCGAGUAUGCCCACCUUAUGCUUUAAGAAUAUUAACGCUAAUGGAUAUGAUGCUUUGAUCAGCAAUGUUUCUGUUUCCAACGAAUGCAUUACCAUUGCGACACACACUAUCGACUUGGGUCAUGGGCUCUUGUACGAGUCUAGGUGUCGCAAUGAAGAUCUCAAGGAACCUUGCUAUCUCGAAUGUAACCAUCCGACUUUAUCAGCUAUGACAUAUAAGACUGAAGUGAACAUGACCUGUGUUGAACAAAGGCUGAGCUAUGAAGUCUGCAACAAUGAUUCCUUUGCACUACUUGAUUCCCUUGAUACUAAGGACGAGUUAGGGAAGUGCAAGGUGCAUUGUAACAGUGCUACGUCCGUGUCUAUAAUGGAUUUGUGUGAUAUGUGGAAUGCAGGAAUAACCAAUAACUGUGAGCUUUUAGAGGAAGACACUCUACCUAACGAGUUACAGUUUCAGGCUGCUUUAGGACUCACCCAAAUGAUCGUUGAUCGGAAUAACUGCCUUUUUAUAGAUGUUAAAUACAUCGUGUUGGAAAAUGGUACAAUCGUCCACCCAACAUGUGGUCCGACUGACUACCACGAACGCCGGCCACAUCUGUACCAACCGCAGUGCAUCAUCAAUUGCGACGAUUCUAUGGUGAAUGAGAUCUUUAAAGCGGCCAUUGAAGACACUGAGGAGGAAACGCAAUACAAUUUAAUAUUUUGGAUGUUUUUUAUAUCGAUGAUUGUAAGUUGGAUCGGACAAGCCGUCGUGGUCACGUUUGCUGACGCGAUAUGCUUUAACAUUCUCGGUUGUCGUGCAUCUCUUUACGGCAGACAAAGGUUGUGGGGAUCAUUCGGCUUUGGGUGCAUUUCUUUAUUAACUGGUUUUCUAAUAGAUACAUUUAGUGAGGGAGCAUAUAAGAAUUAUACCAUUGCUUUUAUUUUAAUGCUGAUAUUUUUGAGUGGUGACUUUAUUGUAUCGUCAUUUAUGAAGGUUGAACAAUCUCAAAUGUCAAUAAAUAUAAUGGCCGAUGUGGGGACCAUGCUGUCGUCUUAUGCUAAUAUCUUAUUUCUGUUAUGGACCGUUGCCGUGGGACUUUGCACGGGUCUUAUCUGGCAAUUUUUAUUCUGGCACAUUGAAGAUAUUGCCAAUCUGACGUGUGACGGAACGGAAUAUGUUAAAACUCUUCAAGGGUUAGUUAGUGCUAUACAGACAUUUGGGGGCGAAAUACCAUUUAUGUUUAUUUCCGGUUAUUUGUUAAAAAAAUUUGGUCAUAGCCAAAUAAUGUCAGCUGUCCUUUUUGGUUUUGGAAUACGCUUUAUCCUUUAUUCUCACAUUAUAAGCGCCUGGUGGAUCCUGCCUGUUGAAUUGUUCCAAGGAUUAACUUCAGGGAUGUUUUAUCCAACCAUAACAUCGUAUGCAAAUAUCGUUUCUGCACCCGGUACCGAAACAACUGUGCAGGGUCUGGUCGGUGCAAUAUUUGAAGGCGUGGGUUCCUCUCUUGGGAGUUUCAUUGGGGGUCGUCUGUAUGGAGUUUACGGGGGGUGGAUAACCUUCCGUUACUUCGGCUAUGGCGCUCUAGUCGCUGGCGUUAUUCAUGCUGUGGCUACGGCGUUCGUCAAGAAAGGAACUCACAUGGGAUUGACACCAGGUAAUAAUAGGGGU
Brenthis ino (lesser marbled fritillary) is the source of this 2379-nucleotide messenger RNA. NCBI's taxonomy places the organism in Eukaryota, Metazoa, Arthropoda, Insecta, Lepidoptera, Nymphalidae. The record is from the annotation of a GenBank genome assembly.